AUGAAUCUUCCGUGCUACAAGAAAGCAGAGUCCGUUGAAUGUUCAAAUACAUGUGAGAAGAUACUGAAGUGUGGUCACAAAUGUCCAAACCGAUGUGGCGAUCCAUGUCCAAGUAGCAACCCUAAGAAGACAGACACUUACUAUGACUGGAAUGAUGAUGGCAACAGUUCAUCUGAACAAGAUGACCUCUAUGUCAGAAAAUGCCAACAGUUUGUGAACAAAAAGAUACCUUCUUGCGGUCACGUCAUAGAAAGUCCAUGCUAUAAAAGCGUUGAAUCACUGGUAUGCCCAAAGCCCUGUGAGAAGAUUCUUCCAUGUGGUCAUCAAUGCGAAAACAAAUGUGGGGAGCCGUGCCCGAACGAAGAAUGUACAUCCAGUGACGACGAAGAGGAAAUGAAUGAAAACGAAUUUGUAAAACAGAAAUGCCAAGUCACCGUUUCCAAGCAGCUACCUGACUGCUGGCAUUUCAUGAAUCUUCCUUGCUACAAGAAAGCAGAGUCCGUUGAUUGUUCAAAUCCCUGUGAGAAGAUACUGAAGUGUGGUCACAAAUGCCCAAAUGAAUGUGGUGAGACGUGUCCAAGUAGCAACCCUAAGAAGACAGACACUUACUAUGACUGGAAUGAUGAUGGCAACAGUUCAUCUGAACAAGAUGACCUCUAUGUCAGAAAAUGCCAACAGUUUGUGAACAAAAAGAUACCUUCUUGCGGUCACGUCAUAGAAAGUCCAUGCUAUAAAAGCGUUGAAUCACUGGUAUGCCCAAAGCCCUGUGAGAAGAUUCUUCCAUGUGGUCAUCAAUGCGAAAACAAAUGUGGGGAGCCGUGCCCGAACGAAGAAUGUACAUCCAGUGACGACGAAGAGGAAAUGAAUGAAAACGAAUUUGUAAAACAGAAAUGCCAAGUCACCGUUUCCAAGCAGCUACCUGACUGCUGGCAUUUCAUGAAUCUUCCUUGCUACAAGAAAGCAGAGUCCGUUGAUUGUUCAAAUCCCUGUGAGAAGAUACUGAAGUGUGGUCACAAAUGCCCAAAUGAAUGUGGUGAGACGUGUCUUGAGUCAGAACAGUGUGACGCGCUUGUGGAAAGGAACCUUUCUGGUUGUGGUCACAAAGUAGAAACUAACUGUUGCAGAAAUGUCAAACUAAUCACUUGCAGAGAGAAAUGUGACAAGGUUUUGCCGUGCGGUCAUGUAAUCAAAUUGGCCUGCUGGAAAACAUCUUAUUCUGCAGCUAUUACUAGUUGUCAGGAACUGUGCAGUCAUUUACUUCAUUGUGGUCACAACUGUCCCGGUACAUGUGGUUCCUGUGCAGGACCUGGUGGAGCACAUAAAGUUUGCAAUAACAAAUGUGGAACUCUCCUUCUUUGUGGACAUAGGUGCUCGGAAAUGUGCUGUGAUCAUGAGCUCUGUUUACCACACAAACUUUGCAAUAAUUCUUCAAAGCGAUUUCCCCCAAAAUCCACGAAGAGUUUCAGAUGUAAGCAUCGGAGCAAAGCACGUACCACUUCUUGCAACCUUCCAUGCAUCCAAAAACUUCGUUGCAAUCAUUUCUGUCUUGGUGUUUGUGGUGAACCCUGUCCACCUGUUUGUCGUAUCUGUCACAAAAAGGAUGUCGCUGACAAAUAUCCUCCGGGACCCAUCCGUCCGAAGGAAACAUUCAUAUACCUUGAAGACUGUGGACAUCUUUGUGAAACACGGUUUCUUGAUGAAAUGUUUGCAGGUUUCCAGCCAUCUGGAACAAGCUUUGUGCAGAUCCAACCAGCUCUGUGCCCUAAAUGCCAUACACCAAUUCGUACAUGUCCACGUUAUGAAGACGCCCUUCGCACAAUCAAAGAGUCAGUAGACAUAGCCAGAGAGAAAUGUAACCAAGACCGAUUUGUUAAGCUUUCUUUUGCUGUGGGUGGGUGGAUGAGGUGUCCGGAAGGUCAUCUUUUCUGUCAAGACAAAGCAUCAGAUGAUUUACUUUGCCCUGAUUGCUCUUCCUACUAGCAAUCAGAAUCUUCAAGCGAUGACAUGAAAUAUUGUGAAUGAGGACCAAUGCAAACACUAUGGGAAGCAUACGUUUAAUGACAGUGGACACUAUUGGUAAUUGUCAAAGACCAGUCUUUUCACUUGGUGUAUAUCCACACAUGCA
Asterias rubens (European starfish) is the source of this 2125-nucleotide messenger RNA. RefSeq names its product NFX1-type zinc finger-containing protein 1 homolog. NCBI's taxonomy places the organism in Eukaryota, Metazoa, Echinodermata, Asteroidea, Forcipulatida, Asteriidae. The coding region runs from base 1 to 1980 and encodes 659 amino acids. The record is from RefSeq and is a predicted model, not a curated record. The transcript has a single exon.